Molecule: messenger RNA, 2397 nt
Organism: Trichoderma citrinoviride
Lineage: Eukaryota; Fungi; Ascomycota; Sordariomycetes; Hypocreales; Hypocreaceae
Product: small oligopeptide transporter
Exons: 4
Coding region: 1-2397 (798 amino acids)
Biological process (GO): transmembrane transport
Molecular function (GO): oligopeptide transmembrane transporter activity
Source: RefSeq, a predicted model, not a curated record
AUGUUGUCGUCCUUCUUCCGCCGGCGCCAUGAGCCGGAGCACAUCACCCCGAUUCCCGGCCCGCUGGAGACGGAGCUGCCUGGCAUGCAGCAUCUCCAGCAUCUCCAGCAGUUUGAAAAGGCGCACAAGCUCGACCCCAACCUGCCCAUUGACGACCUCAACGAUGUCGACGCCGCCAUAGCGACUGGCAAUGCCGAGAAGGGCAUCGAGAUUGAGCACGCCCUCAUGGAGGAUAACAGCCCGUAUCCCGAGGUGCGAGCCGUUGUUCGAAACUAUGAUGUCGACGUCCCUGCCAACACCAUCCGCGCCUGGGUCAUCGGCCUCAUCCUCUGUACCGUCGGCUCUGGCGUCAACAUGCUCUUCUCGCUUCGCAACCCGAGCGUCGCCAUCACGACGUACGUCAUCCAGCUGAUUGCCUAUCCCAUCGGCCGCGGCUGGGACUUGGUCAUGCCCGACAAGGAAUGGAACCUCUUCGGUUUGAAGUUUAACCUUCGACCCGGCAAGUUCAACCACAAGGAGCACGUCAUCAUUGUCGCCAUGUCCAACGCUGCCUACGGCGGUGGCGUGUUGUAUGCGACGGAUGUUUUGCUGGCGCAGCGCCUCUUUUACAAGCAAGACUUUGGCUGGGCUUUCCAGCUUCUCUUCGGCAUCACCACGCUGUGUACCGGAUACGGCCUGGCUGGUCUGGCUCGUCGUUUCUUGGUCUGGCCCGCCGCCAUGAUCUGGCCCGCCGAUCUGGUCAAUGUCGCCCUCUUCUACAGCUUGCACGACCACUCACCAUCGGACCCGUCAAAGACGAACGGCUGGUCCAUUGGCCGCUACAAACUCUUCCUCAUCGUCGGCUGCGGCGCCUUCAUCUGGUAUUGGUUCCCCGGGUGGAUCUUCAAGGGCCUGUCUUCCUUUGCCUGGGUCUGCUGGGCUGCCCCGAACAGUGUCGUCGUCCAAAAGAUCUUUGGGCCCAGCCACGGAUAUGGCUUGAUGCCCACCUCCUUUGACUGGUCCGUAUACAGCGGCUUCGUGGGCUCGCCACUGAUUCCUCCGUUCCAUGCCAUCGCCAACGUGCUGGGCGGAAUCGUCGUCUUCUUCGUCAUCAUCUCCAUGGGAAUCCACUUCAGCGGCACCUGGUAUUCCGAUUAUUUCCCUGUCCAGUCCUCCGACUCGUACGACAACCUGGGCCAGGUCUACAACGUUUCGCGAAUCCUGGGCAAUGACUUGAAAUUCAACGAGACAGCCUACAAGGAGUAUUCGCCUCUCUUCCUGCCGACUCAAUUUGCCCUCGCCUAUGCCCUGUCAUUUGCCGCCGUUGCCGCCGUCCUCAUCCACGUUGCUCUCUACCAUGGCAAGGAGAUCUGGAACCAGUUCAAGCUGGCCCGUCAUCAGGAGGACGACGUUCACAUGCGGCUGAUGAAGAAGUACCGCGACGCUGAGGAUUGGUGGUACGCAGCGCUCUUCGUUGGCAUGGUUGCCAUCUCCUUUGGCAUAGUCGCUGGCUGGGAUACCGGCUUCCCCGUCUGGGCCUAUGUCGUCUGUUUGCUACUUCCGAUUGUGUGGCUCAUUCCCAUCGGCAUCGUCCAAGCCAUCACUAACAUUCAGCUCGGUCUCAACGUCCUGACCGAGUUCAUCAUUGGGUACAUGGUUCCCGGCCGGCCCCUGGCCAUGAUGAUGUUCAAGAACUAUGGCUACAUCUCCAUGUCACAGGCCUUGUACUUUGCCCAAGACUUGAAGCUCGGCCAUUACAUGAAAGUGCCCCCUCGCGUCAUGUUCACUUCGCAGCUUCUGGCCUCUGUCUGGUCUGCCAUCGUGCAGAUUGCCGUCAUGAACUGGGCGCUCGGCCACAUCCCCAACGUCUGCGACCAGCAACAGGAGAACGGCUAUUCGUGCCCAGGAGGCCGCGUCUUUUACACGGCCUCGAUCAUUUGGGGCGCCAUCGGACCCGCUCGCAUCUUUAGCAACGGGGCUCUCUACGCAUCACUGCAGUGGUUCUGGCUUGUCGGAGCCAUCACUCCCAUUGCCACCUGGCUGCUGGCUCGCCGCUGGCCCAAGUCCUUCUGGCGCUACGUCAGCUCCCCCGUCAUCUUUGGAGGCACUGGCCAGCUCCCUCCGGCGACUGUCAACAUCUACCUCUGUUGGGGCCUCGCCGGCAUUGUUUUCAACUACUUCAUCAGGCGACGAUACACGGGCUGGUGGUUGCAGUACAACUACGUUGUUUCGGCGGCGCUGGACUGUGGUCUCAUUAUAUCCACGCUGCUCAUCUUCUUCACCCUGUACUUGACCAACAUGAACAGUCCUCACUGGUGGGGCAAUGACGCCGCUGUGCAUACAAUGGAUGCUACAGGAGAUGCGAUAUCCAAGAGAGUUGCUCCAGGCGAGAUUAUCGGACCAUCACAAUGGCCCUAG